AAUGUGUCCUUAGGAAAGCGCCAGAAACGUUAAUAUUUAUGCGGGAUGCAGGUUGGAACUGCUACAUCGAUUUUAAAUCCAACCUCGGAAUAUUUAAAUAGCCAAGGAACUUGGGUUACGUAUAUUUUAGUGAUCUUAGUUGUACACUUCAUCUUGCUAUGUAUACCAUUCUUUACCACGGCUGUCGUCUGGACACUAACUUGUACAAUUCACAAUGUGGUUAUGUACCGUCUACUGCAUUGGGAAAAAGGCAGUCCGUAUGAAACAUUAGACCAAGGGGAAUCACGUGUUCUAACUCAAUGGGAACAAUUUGAUGAUGGUGAACAGUUUUCACCGACAAAGAAAUUCUUGUUAGUUGUCCCAAUUGUUCUAUUUUUACUCGCCAGUUUCUAUACAGAAUAUGAUCCUUUGCAUUGUCUUGUCAAUGCCUCUUCAAUGAUUAUAUUAGCUGUACUGCCAAAACUUCCACAAUUCUAUAGGGUUCGUUUCUUUGGUAUUAAUCGUUGGUAAUCGUUGUAGUUGUAGUAGUUGUUGUAGUAGGGGAUUAGUAGCACUUUUAUUGUCUUGUUUGUUUAUCUGCCUGUUUGUUUUUUUUCUGUUUUUUAGUUGUUAUUUCUUAUUUGCUAUUAUUCCUAACAUUUUUAUGUGGAUGAAUGGAUGUAUAGUGUCUUUCUUGUAUUCCAAUUUGUAUUAUAUCAUAGUUGGAAUUUAUGAAAAGGUCCCCCCCCCCACUAAACUGACAUUUUGUAGACCAACGUGUAUAUUCUGCUGUGUACCAGUCCUCGAUCUCUUUGUGAUAUAUUGUAUUCAAACACCUCUUUUUUUUAAAAAAAAAAGCAGACUAUUUUUAAUGCUUACAAGUGGAUUCUGGAUGUGUGUGUGUGUAACAUGGGGUUGUUUUUAUUGUCAAAAUUACCUCUUUUUUUAAAGUCUCUUUGAAAAGAGCGCGCGAAUUUUAUACACAUAUAUACAAACACCUCUGAUUAAAUACAAUUGUGUGAUUCUUUUUUAAUAUUACAGUGUUGUUGUUGGUUGGUU
This is a messenger RNA of Trichobilharzia szidati, 1038 nucleotides long. Lineage: Eukaryota; Metazoa; Platyhelminthes; Trematoda; Strigeidida; Schistosomatidae. The record is from the annotation of a GenBank genome assembly.